UAAAAAUUUGUUUUGUUCUGCUGCUUUUUCUUUUUCCCAUUUCCUUCCUCUCACAACAAUAUUCGUUGCUUUUCUUCACCACCAAGGCAUCUCGCAUUCCUUUGCUUUACUUUCUUCAUUCCUCUAAAGUCUCUGAAGAUAUAUAUCAUCUAAAGGUCAUAUUGUCUCUUCUCUAAGAAUCAAACAAAGCUCUCCAGGUUGCAAUGGCUUCCGGAACUAUUUACGUGACAGUGCCUGCGGUUGUUGUUGCUGCUGGGAUUUAUUUCUUUAAUAUAAACCACUAUAGACCUAAGGAACAUGAAGGUGGGGUUCAGGCAUCUAUGAAAAAUAUGGUGGCAAAAGCAAAGCAAGAAGUGAAGAAGAUCGAGAUGCCAAAGUUAGCACCACAGUUUGAUGGGUUACACUGCUUUGAAACCUUGGUGGGUCAUCAUCGUUAAUAGGUCUGCUUGGCUUGGCUAGUUAGCAUGAAUUAUGAAUAUUAUAUCUUUCUGCCAGGUAAUUGUGGCAUGAUAUUGAAACAUCCGUCCUUCAAGAUAAUUAUUCAAAGGUAUUUCAGUUCUUGAUAGCAGAUUAGCAGCUAUGUGAAUAUUAGUGAUUCCGAUGGCAACAUCAUUAUUUCUGUCACAAUAGUUCGUCAAAGAUAAUUUGCUUAAUCAUCCAAAAUUCUUUUGCCAUAUUAAUUGUUAACUA
Quercus robur (English oak) is the source of this 690-nucleotide messenger RNA. RefSeq lists its product as uncharacterized. The transcript is spliced from 2 exons. Lineage: Eukaryota; Viridiplantae; Streptophyta; Magnoliopsida; Fagales; Fagaceae. The record is from RefSeq and is a predicted model, not a curated record. The coding region runs from base 204 to 437 and encodes 77 amino acids.